CUAAAACAUCAUUGUCUGCUAAAAGCUCAGUGCGUAAAUGGGUCACCUACCACAUACCACAAUUAAUGCUAAAACUGACCUGUAAUGAUUCACAUAAUUAACCAUUUCAAUUCCUGACCCAUGUUGAAUCUAUAUAAUAGAUUAAUUAAAACAUGAUUUUAUGCUGAGGAAGAACAACGGUAUUGUCUUUUUCAAUGAUGUCUUUUAACUCUGGCAUUUAAGAGGAGCUUGGAUCAAAGGGAUUACAUGGACUAACAGGAUCCAUGGUAGGCUUUAGUGAGCCACAGCAUGUAAUAGGUCAAUGUAGUGAUUAGGGUGACCACCACAAAGUGUAGAAAAAGGGGGACACGUUAUGGAAUGUGGUGGGAAAUUUAAACUCAUAGAUAAUAACUGCUAAAACAUCAUAUGAUCUCUAGUUUUGAUGAGACUGAGAUUGGAAUAACACUGAAAACCACUAAACCCAAAAAGAUUUCAUUACAAGAAUAUAUGACACUAUUUUUAUAGUAUGUGGCAUUAUUGAAAAAGUGGAACAUUUUCUAAAUAAGGGGGACAAGGGAAAGGGUUAUAAAUGGCAAUCAAAAGAAAAACAGUUAACCCUAGCAGUGUUCACUUAAGUUCUACUGAAAAUCCCAUUUUAUAUGAUCAGUUUCAGAGCCAUGUCCAGACCUAGGCCCGUGGUGCUGAGUGGCCCGUCCGGAGCAGGGAAGAGCACCCUGAUGAAAAGGCUGAUGAAGGAGCAUGAAGGGCUGUUUGGGUUCAGUGUGUCCCACACAACCAGAAAUCCAAGGCCAGGAGAGGAGGACGGAAAAGACUACCACUUUACAACAAAAGAGGCCAUGAAACAAGGAAUUGAUAAUGGGGACUUCAUAGAAAAUGCAGAGUUUUCAGGCAACAUGUACGGAACAAGUAAAGCUGCAGUAGAAGAUGUACUGGCCAAGAAUGUAAUCUGCAUCUUAGAUGUGGAUAUCCAGGGAGUGAGAAGAAUUAAAGAAACAGACCUGAACCCUAUCUACAUCUCUGUUCAGCCGCCAUCCAUGGAGAUCCUGGAAAAGCGCCUUCGGGACAGGCAGACAGAGACAGAGGACAGUCUACAGAAGAGACUUGAAGCAGCGCGCAUCGAUAUGGAGCUCAGUAAAGAGGAUGGACUUUUUGAUGUGGUGAUCAUUAAUGACGACUUAGACAGAGCCUAUGAAGAACUCAAAGACAUCCUCAGUGAGGAAAUCACAAAGGUCCAAAAGGCACAGUCAUAACUGAAUACAUCUCCACUUCUGAGAAAGACCAACGCACGAGA
Molecule: messenger RNA, 1291 nt
Organism: Boleophthalmus pectinirostris (great blue-spotted mudskipper)
Lineage: Eukaryota; Metazoa; Chordata; Actinopteri; Gobiiformes; Gobiidae
Gene: guk1b
Product: guanylate kinase 1b
Exons: 7
Coding region: 639-1250 (203 amino acids)
Biological process (GO): purine nucleotide metabolic process
Cellular component (GO): cytosol
Molecular function (GO): GMP kinase activity
Source: RefSeq, a predicted model, not a curated record